AUGGAUAGAGCGUUCUCUGUGGAUGAGAUAGCGGACCAGUUCUGGUCGCCGCAGCCGCCGUCGAUUCGGCUGGAUUUGGAAGAGAAGGAUGAGGAGGAGCACUCGUCGUCCUCCGCCACAGCUGCCUCGUCCUCGUCGAAGGCGAUGAAGAUGAACCGGAGCUCAUCAGAAUGGGCAUUUCAGCGCUUCCUACAGGAAGCUGCCGCUCCUGAUCAUUCCCCUGCAUCAUCUAUGCAUCCCCAAAACGCCGACGUUGUGGAGAUCGAAGACAAUAAUCAGCAUCAGCAUCGGAAGAUGGUGGCGGCGGCGGCGGCGGCUGCGGGCUCUUUACAGCCUGCUAUUCCGGUGAAUUCUGAUGAGUACCAGGCCUUCCUUAAAAGCCAACUCGAGUUGGCUUGUGCAGCUGUCGCGUUUACCCGGUCAGCUAAUGUAAAGGAUCAAGAUUCAGCAGUUGCGACUCCUGAUAACAGGAUGCAGGCCUCUAAUUUAUUGCAGCCGGGGCCUCAGGUUCCUCAGAAAGCUGGACUGGGUUUAUCGAAAGGCCAAGAUAAGGACACUAAUGUACCAAUUGGUGUACCUUCCCUGCCUGCAGUGCCGAGAAAACCUGUGACCCAGGUGAAGUCAAUAACAAGUGGAUCAUCUGGGGACCAGUCAGAUGAUGAUGAAGCUGAGGGAGACACAGAAACAACUGAGAAUAUGGAUCCUACAGACACAAAACGCAUGAGGAGAAUGGUUUCAAAUAGAGAAUCUGCUAGACGCUCGAGAAGAAGAAAGCAAGCCCAUUUGACCGAGAUCGAAACACAGGUCUCUCAACUAAACGGGGAAAACUCUUCUUUACAAAAGCGCCUCUCUCACAUAAACAAUAAGUACAAUGAAGCAGCCGUUGAUAAUAGAGUUCUGAAGGCUGACGUUGAGACACUGAGAGCAAAGGUGAAAAUGGCAGAAGAAACUGUUAAAAGGGUUACCGGAUUGAACCCGCUUUUCCAAGCCAUGUCUGAAAUAUCCACGAUCGGUAUGCCAUCUUUUGGUGUUAGUUCUGAUGCAUUAGCAGAUGCGGCUGCACCAGUACAAGAUGUCCCAAACCAGCAUUACUAUCAAGCUCCUACUAACCACAUGCCGAUAAGUGAUCAUAUGAUCCAAAACAGUUUGGUAAAUAUUCCUCCGGUGGAUAACAUAAAUCAGAAUUCAGCAACAGAAGAAGUCGGGGGGGACGAGGUAGGAGGAACUGUUUCUAUGCAGCAAGCGGCUAGCUUGGAACAUCUGCAGAAGCGAAUCCAUGGUGGGUUAAGACACCAGUAA
Messenger RNA from Fraxinus pennsylvanica, 1299 nucleotides. The record is from the annotation of a GenBank genome assembly. Lineage: Eukaryota; Viridiplantae; Streptophyta; Magnoliopsida; Lamiales; Oleaceae.